Molecule: messenger RNA, 1645 nt
Organism: Brassica oleracea var. oleracea
Lineage: Eukaryota; Viridiplantae; Streptophyta; Magnoliopsida; Brassicales; Brassicaceae
Product: cytokinin dehydrogenase 1-like
Exons: 5
Coding region: 1-1602 (533 amino acids)
Biological process (GO): cytokinin metabolic process
Molecular function (GO): FAD binding; cytokinin dehydrogenase activity
Source: RefSeq, a predicted model, not a curated record
AUGAGAUUGACCUCAUCCUUACGGUUCCACAGACAAAACAACAAGACUUUCCUCGGAAUCUUCAUGAUCUUGGUUCUUAGUUGUAUACCAGGUAGAACCAAUCUUUGUUCCAAUCAUUCAGAUACUCGUUCCUCAUUAGAUUCACUCGAUUUAGAGGGUUACAUAACCUUUGAUGAUGUCCACAAUGCGUCCAAGGACUUUGGCAACAGAUACCAGUUCCCACCUUUGGCAAUUCUCCAUCCCAAGUCAGUUUCUGAUAUCUCAACAGUGGUGAGACAUAUCUUACACCUGGGAUCCACCUCAAAUCUUACAGUAGCAGCCAGAGGCCAUGGUCACUCGCUUCAAGGACAAGCUCUAGCUCAUCAAGGGGUUGUCAUCAACAUGGAGUCGCUUCAAAAUCCUGAUAUCAAGAUUUAUAGAGAGAAACAACCGUAUGUAGAUGUCUCAGGUGGUGAACUAUGGAUCAACAUUCUAAAGGAGACUCUAAAACACGGUCUUUCGCCAAAGUCAUGGACAGACUACCUUCAUCUGACUGUUGGAGGUACUCUAUCUAACGCUGGAAUCAGUGGCCAAGCGUUUAAGCAUGGACCGCAAAUCAAUAAUGUCUACCAACUAGAGAUUGUCACAGGCAAAGGAGAAGUUGUGACCUGUUCUGAGAAGCUGAAUCCUGAACUUUUCCACAGUGUUCUUGGGGGGCUUGGACAGUUUGGCAUUAUCACACGGGCACGGAUCUCUCUUGGACCAGCACCACAUAUGGUUAAAUGGAUCAGGGUACUCUAUUCAAACUUCUCUACAUUUUCAAGUGACCAAGAACACUUAAUUUCUAAAAAGAAAGGUUUCGACUACGUGGAAGGUUUUGUGUCAAUAAAUAGAACAGAUCUUCUCAAUAACUGGAGGUCAUCAUUUAGUCCCAAUGACUCCACAGAGGCAAGCCAGUUUAAGUCUGAUGGUAAAACUCUGUAUUGUCUAGAAGCGGUGAAAUAUUUCAACAAGGAAGAAGCUAACUCUAUGAAUCAGGAAACUGAGAAGUUACUUUCAGAGUUGAGCUAUAUACCAUCUACUUUGUUCUCAUCUGUUGUGCCAUACAUAGAGUUUCUGGACCGUGUGCAUCUUGGGGAGAUAAAACUAAGAGCUAAGGGUUUAUGGGAGGUUCCACAUCCCUGGCUGAAUCUCCUGGUUCCCAAGAGCAGCAUAAUUGAAUUUGCUACAGAAGUUUUUAACAACAUUCUCACAAGCAACAACAAUGGACCUAUCCUUAUUUAUCCAGUUAAUCAAUCCAAAUGGAACAAGCAAACAUCUUUGAUCACUCCUAGUGAAGAUAUAUUCUAUCUUGUGGCCUUUCUCCCCUCUGCUGUGCAAAAUGAUCUGGAGCACCUUCUGAGACAAAACCAAAGAGUGCUUAACUUCUGUGCAGAGGCAAACAUGGAUGUGAAGCAGUAUUUGCCUCACUACGAGACUCAAAGAGAGUGGAGAUCACACUUUGGAAACAGAUGGGAAACAUUUGCAAAGAUGAAACAUGAGUAUGACCCUCUAGCGAUUCUAGCACCUGGUCACAGAAUUUUCCAAAACGCAACACAGUUAUAUCCUAUUCAACUUCAAUAAGCCAAGAGGGAAAACAUACAUACAUUCAAAGGUAUCAUAAAAA